UGUGGAUACGUGGUCUUCCUGGAGCUGUUCCUGCAGACAGCAGAGAAGCACUUCAUGGUGGGGCACGGGGUCACUUACUACGUCUUCACCGACCAGCUGGUUGCUGUGCCCCGUGUGCCACUCUGGGAGGGCCGGAGGGUGGUGGUCGUCGAGGUCUGUGGCGUCCUGCUCUGGCAGGAUGUGUCCAUGUGGCACAGAGCGAUGAUCAGCCGCUUCUGCGAGCAGCGCUUCCUCUGUGACAUGGAAGACCUGGUGUGCGUGGACGUGGAUGCGGGAAUGAAGUUCUGGGACCAUGAGGGCAUGGAGAUCCUGUCCCCCCUCUUUGGUACCCCACACCCCGGUUUCUACUGGGCAGCCCAUGAGGACUUUAGCUACGAGUGCUGGCCACAGUCCCAGACCCACAUCCCCAGGGACCAGGGCAACUUUUACUAUGGGGGCCUUUUUGGGGAAUUGGCGGUGGAGGUUCCCCGACUGACCUUGGCCUGUCACCAGGCGAUGGUGGCCAACUGGGCCAAUGGGAUUGAGGCCGUGUGGCCCGAUAAGAGCCACCUGAACGGGUACCUGCUGGACCACAGGCCCACCAAGGCGCUGUCCCCAGAGGAGCUAUGGGACCCACGGCUGCUGGGCCGGCCCCCCAUCAUUCCCUGGGUCAUGAAGAAGCUGAGAUUUGUGGCUGUGCCCAAGAAUCACCAGGACAUCUGGAAGUCACGAGGGGCUGCCCCCGUCUCCAUCAGGGGGUGCUGCCUUGAGCGGAGCUGUCAGAGCAGAUUCCUACUUCUGUCCCCUUGAGGGAAACUGUGGAGCCCAGCACUGCUUGCACGGGCACGCCAACGCCCCAGGCACCCCUGUGCACAGGAGGCCUGCCUGGGGGCACACGUUCCUCUCUUUGUGGUCACUACAUUUUGAUCAUUUCGGGGUCAUUUGCAGCUGUGAACGGUUCCAGUUUUAUGUCAGAUGUUUUUCUGUGUCAAUGCUGAGCAACUAUCUUUAAAAAGAACAAUUAAGGGAAAAGGUUUUCUCUCUGGUUCUAAACAGACAUUGCCUGUUGGGGCUGGGAGCAGCCCUGUAGCAGCCAUGGAGCCAGAACAGGUGCUGGCCGGGUCUUCCCUCCCAGUCCUUACACCUCACCGCAGCCAUGGGGCUUCAGGGUCAGGGUGUGCCGGGCCACCUCUCAGACCCCCCAGUGCCCUCACCACUGGAGGCCUUGGCCGUGGCCACUAGCUCGGCCUCCAGGAGCGUGGAGCCCUCUGGGCUAUAUAAGGUUCCUGCCUUGGUUUUAAAUGGCUAUUUCUGGGCUCCUGGGUGGCUCAGUUGGUUAAGCGACGGCCUUCGGCUCAGGUCAUGAUCCUGGA
Molecule: messenger RNA, 1352 nt
Organism: Zalophus californianus (California sea lion)
Lineage: Eukaryota; Metazoa; Chordata; Mammalia; Carnivora; Otariidae
Product: histo-blood group ABO system transferase-like
Biological process (GO): carbohydrate metabolic process
Cellular component (GO): membrane; Golgi apparatus; vesicle
Molecular function (GO): glycoprotein-fucosylgalactoside alpha-N-acetylgalactosaminyltransferase activity
Source: RefSeq, a predicted model, not a curated record